Hemibagrus wyckioides is the source of this 2941-nucleotide messenger RNA. It is a transcript of the gene rinl, whose product is annotated as Ras and Rab interactor-like. Lineage: Eukaryota; Metazoa; Chordata; Actinopteri; Siluriformes; Bagridae. The coding region runs from base 411 to 2603 and encodes 730 amino acids. Gene Ontology annotation, molecular function: small GTPase binding; guanyl-nucleotide exchange factor activity. Gene Ontology annotation, biological process: vesicle-mediated transport. Gene Ontology annotation, cellular component: endocytic vesicle; cytosol. The record is from RefSeq and is a predicted model, not a curated record. The transcript has 12 exons.
UACGCAAAAAAAAAAAAGAAGACACAGGGUUAAAAGCAAGAUAGAAAGAUAGACAGAAACAAAGUGUUGUGAAAUGUCGCAACAGCAGAAGUGAUAAACUUAUAGGGUCCAGCCGUAGAAACACCUGAGUCUUGUGACAUAGUCUGAAACUUUUUUAUUUUACAAUGUAGUGGCGGAGCACAGUUUCACAACAGGACAGAAACCGAGAUGAGCUGUGCAAUGAGGAGGUUCAGGCGUGACACUCUCUAAACUACGAGGCCUAGAGGAACCAGCGGACGAGUCAAUUAAUGAAGGGAAGCGAAUGCUUCCUCUACUGAUGAAACGCCACAGGUGGAGCUGCAUUAGUGCACAGAAAGGGGCUUGGUAAGACUUCCUGACACAUUCAUGGCUUCACCCAAUGAUCAGAUACAAUGAAGAGACUGGAUGAUGAGCCCACAAAGAGUGGGAAGAGGACAAGCUUUUCUGACAACCUCACCAAUGGUGACUCGGUGACUCAGAGAAACCCUGUGGCUUUACUGCAGAGGUUACGUCUGUGUCAGGAGGCUUGGAACCCAGGAAGCCCGUGGGACAGAGAUGGAGCCCACGCUGCUCUGUGGGGGAGGCUACCAGGGAGUUUCCUGGUGGUGACUGAUUCUUCUUCUCAGAAUAAACUCCUGUGUGUGUCGGUCGAUGACCAAAAUAAAAAAGUACAAGACUUUCCCAUCAUACAAACCGGCUCAGCACAACGUCUGGAUACGUCUCACCUUGCCUUCUCGGACCUGCUGCAGCUGGUGAUCUUCUACAGUUUAAGCAGGGAUGUGUUGCCUUUGUGUUUGUUGAUUCCUUCAUGGGUGUGUGGCUUAACCGAACAGCCAGAGCAUCUUGUUUCACACCUGGGUCCAAAGGCCUGGGUUUGUCCCUCAGCAGAUCUGUUGCCAGGCACAAUGAGUCCAGGAACACCAGAGGCUCCGGACAAUGUAAUGUGCACCAUACAGUUAACAGCAGACAAUGGUGCACUCUGUUUCAUCAACCCCCUGUAUCUCCAAGAGCAUGGAGAUGAUUGGCUGACGCAUUCCCCGGUUAGCACAAACCUCAUCAAUCGCCCCUUCACUUCCAAGCGUGACAGAAGGCUGAGCACAGCAAGACCUUGGGCAGGGGCGGGGCUUAAGAAGCGAACCGAAUCGGUGGAAGAGUCGCCUGUCGUUACGGACAGCUCAGCAGGUUCUCUUGUUCAGUCCCCAGUUUCCCCAGUGACUACAACUGGAGUGAUUUUGCGCAGAGCAAGCAAUCCCGAUACCUCAGAUCUUCAAAAAAGGGUGAGCGUGGAUUCGAUCAGCAGCCCCAUCCCUCAGUCGCCGCACCGAGUUUCUUGGGUCGAGGACAAACUAUGGAACCCACCUGCUCCCUCCUCCCUGCUCCACCCUCCAUGCCUGGAAUUUGAUUCUCUGUCAAUGAGCAGCAUAGAAGAGGAGCCCGAUCCUGAGCAAGCCGCAAGCCCUUGCCAGGUCCAAAACUCCCCACGCCUCCCGCUGGCUGACAAGGUUAAGAACAGGCUUUCAGCAGUUGGCCAGGUUUUCGGUGGUUUCAUUAACCCACAGAAACGCCUGAGUAAGCGUGUGCAGGAAAUGAGCGAGCGUAAGGGCAGUCCUUUCGCAGAGGCCCUAAAGGGAUUUCUGGAGCAAACACUGAAAAUGAGAGCUGCUUGUGGUGUGACGAGUACAGAGAUAUUACAGGAAGUGCGCUCCUCCCUCACGGCUUUGAGAGAAACACUGUAUGACUCUGUCGAAAUCCAGAGCAUCAUAGACACCCUGGGAGAUGUGCCUGAUUUUGAGUUGGAUACCAUGAUGGAGCAAGCUUUACAUAAAGUGGCGCUAAAGCCGCUGUUUUCCCAUUUGAACGAGUGUAUGAAGACGGCACGGCAGCAGGACGGCAGCCUGCAUCGGCUGCAAGCGAACCAGAAAACACUGAUGAGUCGAAGCCUAGAGGAGCUGGAGGGGACGGCAGGUGCAGGCGUGCCUGAUGCGGCAAUGCUGGAGAAGAUCCAGCAGCGCUGGGCUUCCAUGCACCAGCAGUAUUCACCACAAAAGAAGGUGGAAAUGCUGCUCAAAGUGUGCAAAAACAUUUACCACAGCAUGACUGUCAACGCCAAACCUGGGGUGGUAUUCGGAGCGGAUGACUUCCUGCCCUGUCUGACAUGGGUGUUACUGCGCAGCGAUGUUGUCACUCUGCAGAUAGAUACAGACUACAUGAUGGAGCUGCUAGACCCCUCUCAGUUACAGGGCGAAGGUGGAUAUUACCUGACGUCCCUCUACGCCUCAUUGUACUACAUUAGCAGCUUCCGGUCUCGUUUGGCGGCAAGGCAGCUGAGUGCCGAAGCCCAGAAGUCACUCAGCCAAUGGCAUCGCAGACGCACGCUCCACUGCAACCAAUCACGGCGCAGCAGGAACCGAAGGACCUUCAGGAGGCACCGAAGUAAUGAAAAAUCAGAUGAGGAAUCAGAAGAGGUGAACGCAAGUGAUGCAUCCAAAGACAACGACCAGACUCACACUGCUGAUGUGACAGAGACACUGCAGAGUGUGACCGAGAACUUUGGAGAGGAAAAGGAAGAAGAACAAAAUGGAUGAUCAGAGGACUGAUUCUGGGUAACAGAAGAGUAAUGUUAACAUUAAAACUGCCCUGCACUUUUGCCUAAACUGUGUGUAAAAAAAAAAAACAGAAUUGUGGACAAUCCCCGUGUCCAAAACUACACAAUACCUAGGCUUAGGGUUCUGAUUUUGUGUGUCCUAAUAGCACCAUUUAUGAAGCCUUAUUGCACCUUUUGUUGAAGUCUAUAGUCUGUAUCAACUGUGUAAUAUAUUCAUUUUAAAGUGUUUUAAUUUAAAUUGUUGCAGCAUUUUAAUUAAAAAUGCUGAUUAAAAGAGCUGAAUAAACCAAGCAACUGAUUUCCAUCUACAGUCUAUAU